This is a messenger RNA of Coregonus sp. 'balchen', 10444 nucleotides long. The record is from the annotation of a GenBank genome assembly. Lineage: Eukaryota; Metazoa; Chordata; Actinopteri; Salmoniformes; Salmonidae.
CUGAGAAGUGUGAUCGGCCUGGUUGCAUAACCGCAGCAAAAGGACAAAGUAUGUAGAUUUUGCCCAAUAGUCGACGGGGUGGGUUUACUGGGUGAUCGGGUUCACAAACACACGCACACGGCUUGGACAGUGUACAGAAGGAGCCUCACAAUGUCGGGGUCUGAGUUUGAAUCUUUGGAGAAGAUAUUGGAGAAACAUAUUCCAGAUGAGGAACUGAAAGAAGUUAAACGAAUCUUGUUUGGAAAAGAAAUCAAGUGAGUUGUUGUCGAAUUCUGCACGCGACACUAUUAGUCUGCAAAAAUUGUAGGCUCGUUGUCUGUAGGCUACUAGCCAGCAGAUCCAACCCGCUUGCUUACAACUGCACUAGGGUCAGACAGGAUUCUUGUGUAGAUAAAGAGAACAUGGAGCCUGCACGAGUUAUCGCUCAGAAAACUAACCUCAAUCCAGGGAUGAGAAAGAUGUUGUACUCCGAAUUAUCCCAUUAUCCCAACUGUUACACCAAAAAGAUUGAACGACUGCUAUUUUCUCCGGAAAACUGUCCUUUUCAUCCUCAUGCUAGGUAGCAGAAGCCACAGCAGUCAUUUUGGAAUGGCAGUGUCAGCAAAUCAGCUCAUUUACGUAAUUUAGCAGACGCUCUUAUCCAGAGCGACUUUGUUGUUCAACGCGAUGUGGCAUUCCAUAAUUGCUUCUGUGUCUAUGGCUAGCUAGCGUGAGGACGAGAACGACAGUUUACUUAAAAACUAGCAGUCGUUCAAUCUUCUCGGUGUAACAUUUGGGAUAAUGGGACAAUUCGGAGUCCAGCCAAUGAUGUAUAUAAACCCUGGAUUGCUGAUACUAUGUAUUGGCUAUUGAGAGGCUUUGAAGCCACCAGUCGGCCAUACUGACACUCCGCAGUAGGAGCAGUCCUCCAUAAGAAUGAAUGGAAUUCUACAGUAUUUCAAUUAAAUUGACAAAAUUACAUGUAUAUAAGUAUUUAUUUAUUGUAGUGGGGACAGUAACAUUAGUCAUCUAAAAAAAAACUACUUUAAAGGAAAUGUAUAUAUAUUUUUCAUUUUUGUUAUUUGUAUGUUUAGCUCACAUAAUAUAAUUUAAAAGCAUACAUUAAGUUGUCUUUAAAAUAAUACAUGUGGCAAAAACAAAUGUAGACAUUAAUAAAUGCAUUUCUACAGCUUCCAAAAUACUUUAUACAAUGGUGGGGGUGCCAAGAUGGAGGCACAGUGGCUUCAACACAGCGCCACCUAUCAGUCAUCUAGUGUUUAUAUAAAUCAUUGAGUACAACGCAUUUCUCAUCCCUGGAUUGAGGUACGUUUUCCGAGCCAUAUCUCAUAUCUCGCACCGGCUCCUACGGUGUCUUAAUCUACACAGAAAACCUGUCCAACCCUAGUGCAGCUUUAAGGAAGCGGGUCGGAUCUGCUGGCUAGUAGGCUACCAGAGAAAAUAGAUCAAGUUUCAUAACUAUUUGGACAGUAUGUACAGCCACACUGCUAUUAUGAAGUGAAACAUAUAGGAAAAUAUUGCUGCCUCUUCAUUUUCAUAUCCAAUCAUUCCUUUUCACUCUGAUGUUUUGCAUAGUGAGUAAAUUAUUUACAAUGAAGUGGACUUUGACCAGUCAGUGUCCUUUCAACCGCUGUCAUAUUUGUGCCUGUAGAUUGGGGCAGUAUUGAACCUUUCAUGGGGGUAAUCCUCAGUCUUCAGUAUAUGGUUGGUACCCCAUGGCAGCCAUGGCCAAAUUAAAGGGAUAGUUAAAUCAAAAACGGUUUUUGUUUGAAUUUUGUUAGUUAGUCAACUGUUAAUACAAUUACACAAAGAUGUACUUGUUUGAAGGCUUUACCAGCAAUACAGGUGUUGCUGAGGCUCUGUGAACCCAGACGAGAGUCAAUUAAGUCAUUUCUGUCUGGGUAAUUAGGGUUAUCUGACCUUCUGUCCCUCCGCAUAUUGAUUUAUUUCCUCCUUGAAACUACGGUUUACAGUACAUUUGACAAUCUCUUGCAGGAAGUUGAUUCUACCAGCAUGUGCAGUGGAGGCUGCUUUGGAGCGGGACUUUGAGCUUCAGGGGUACAUGUUUGAAGCUUCCCCGGAGCAGCUCAGGACCCCGAGAACUGUCCGGGUGGGCCUCAUUCAAAACCGCAUCGUUCUGCCCACUGAUGCCCCUGUUCUGGAUCAGGUUAGAGAGGAAUGACUACUUGGAUUCAAUUUAUUUUACCAACCAAAGCCUACUACAAUAUUGUUUGCAGCUAUGGCUCUCUCUCCUUCUUCUCAUUAUAUAUGCAUGGGAAGUUACAAUUGCACUUUCAAGUCCUUGCUAUGAGCAGUGUUGAGAAGAUGCAUGGGGCUUGGUGACUGAUCCCUGUGUUCGUACCUCUGCCCAGAUCACAGCGCUCCACAAAAGGAUUGGUGAGAUGGUGGAUGUGGCGGCUAUGUGUGGGGUCAACAUUGUCUGCUUUCAGGAGGCCUGGAGUGAGUGACAUAACUAGAUCUCGGUCUUACUGGGGUAGCCUAUUAGAGCUUAUCAAUGCUUUCCCGAAACUUUUCUUUGUGCAAUUUGUUACAGAGUAUACGAUAAUUCCACUUGAAAUAGGAUACAAAUUGUGCCUGUUCACUUUACAGUAACUGUCGACUUUUGGAAUUAUAACAGGGUGAUAGGAUCUGGGUAUACGGCAGUAGGUUCAUUUGUCCUUAAUUGGUCAUAGUGACGUCAGCAGCACACCAAACAGUCUGUCGUCCUAUUUGUUUUGGCUCCUAAAUGGCAUUUUGAUGUGUUGUGAAUGAGGAGUGCAUUACUCUGGCUCCUUAGAGUCUCCCAGUAUAGAAACACACUAAACUCAACCCUAAGUGCCCCAUGAGGGAGGUGACCCCCAUCCCCACAACUAUUUACGACAAUGAUAAGCGUACACAGAGGUUUGCACCAAAAUGCUUCUCAUGGUGUAAAGACUGCUCAUGUGACAAAUAGUUGGAGCAUAUUGUGCAUAUUUUCUGUCCUCUGAGAGACAUACUUAUGAUAUGCACACAAAGUUAUGUUUAACUGUUCUCUAGUUUGCCUUGCUCUGACUGCCUUGAGUUUUUGGAGAUGAUCCUGCUUUGUUCCCCACCACAGCUAUGCCCUUUGCUUUCUGUACCCGGGAGAAAGAACCGUGGACAGAGUUUGCUGAGUCUUCAGAAGAAGGAUACACUACCCGCUUCUGCCAAGAGGUGAGAGUUCAGGGGUCAUCCAGAGUACAGGAAUGUACCAUGUCUAAUGCAACACUGCUAGUGACUCAUACUCUGAGAACAGUCAGAGUAGUAGCCAUUUAAUAGUAUGGUUAGUAAGUAUGCACAAUUAUACUGUAGUUUUACAAAUUCCUUUAACAGCAAUUACAUUUACAUUACAUUUACAUUUACAUCAUUUAGCAGACGCUCUUAUCCAGAGCGACUUACUAAUUGGUGCAUUCACCUUAUAGCCAGUGGGAAACCACUUUACAAUUAUUAUUUUAUUUUAUUUUAUUAUUAUUAUUAUUAUUAUUAUUAUUAUUAUUAUUAUUAUUAUUAUUAUUAUUAUUAUUAUUUUAUUUAUAUUUUGUGGGGGUGGGGUGGGGGGGGGGGGGGUAGAAUGAUUACUUUUAUACUAUCCCAGGUAUUCCUUAAAGAGGUAGGGUUUCAAGUGUCUCCGGAAGGCGUCGUGAGGGAGCUUGUUCCACCAUUGGGGUGCCAGAGCAGCGAACAGUUUUGACUGGGCUGAGCGGGAACUGUGCUUCCGCAGAGGUAGGGGGACCAGCAGGCCAGAGGUGGAAGAACGCAAUGCCCUCGUUUGGGUGUAGGGACUGAUCAGAGCCUGAAGGUAAGGAGGUGCCGUUCCCCUCACAGCUCCGUAGGCAAGCACCAUGGUCUUGUAGCAGAUGCAAGCUUCAACUGGAAGCCAGUGGAGUGUGCGGAGGAGCGGGGUGACGUGAGAGAACUUGGGAAGGUUGAACACCAGACGGGCUGCAGCGUUCUGGAUGAGUUGUAGGGUUUAAUGGCAAAGGCAGGGAGCACAGCCAACAGCGAGUUGCAGUAAUCCAGACGGGAGAUGACAAGUGCCUGGAUUAGGACCUGUGCCGCUUCCUGUGUAAGGUAGGGUCAUACUCUGCGAAUGUUGUAGAGCAUGAACCUACAGGAUCGGGUCACCGCUUUGAUGUUAGCGGAGAACGACAGGGUGUUGUCCAGGAUCACGCCAAGGUUCUUUGCACUCUGGGAGGAGGACACAACAGAGUUGUCAACCGUGGUGGCGAGAUCAUGGAGCGGGCAGUCCUUCCCCGGGAGGAAGAGCAGCUCCGUCUUGCCAAGGUUCAGUUUGAGGUGGUAAUCCGACAUCCAUACUGAUAUGUCUGCCAGACAUGCAGAGAUGCGAUUCGCUACCUGGUUAUCAGAAGGGGGAAAGGAGAAGAUGAAUUGUGUGUCGUCUGCGUAGCAAUGAUAGGAGAAACCAUGUGAGGAUAUGACAGAGCCAAGUGACUUGGUGUAUAGAGAGAAUAGGAGAGGGCCUAGAACUGAGCCCUGGGGGACACCAGUGGUGAGAGAACAUGGUGCGAAGACAGAUUCUCGCCACGCCACCUGGUAGGAGCGACCUGUCAGGUAGGACGCAAUCCAAGAGUGAGCCGCGCCGGAGAUGCCCAACUCGGAGAGGGUGGAGAGGAGGAUCUGAUGGUUCACAGUAUCAAAGGCAGCAGAUAGGUCUAGAAGGAUGAGAGCAGAGGCGUGAGAGUUAGCUUUAGCAGUGCGGAGAGCCUCUGUGACACAGAGAAGAGCAGUCUCAGUUGAAUGACCAGUCUUGAAACCUGACUGGUUUGGAUCAAGAAGGUCAUUCUGAGAGAGAUAGCAGGAGAGUUGGCAAUAGACGGCAUGCUCAAGAGUUUUGGAGAGAAAAGAAAGAUACUGGUCUGUAGUUGUUGACAUCGGAGGGAUCGAUUGUAGGUUUUUUGAGGAGGGGUGCAACUCUCGCUUUCUUGAAGAUGGAAGGGACAUAGCCAGCGGACAAGGAUGAGUUGAUGAGCGAGGUGAGGUAAGGGAGAAGGUCUCCGGAAAUGGUCUGGAGAAGAGAGGAUUACAAUGAACAGAUAUGAAACUGUUGUCAAAUAAUGCCAUUGCAUAGAUUGGAGAUUGGCAUUGCUCCUUAGUGUAUUAUUUAGCAUGUGAAAUAAUGUUCCAUUGUUUAAUUACAAGGCACAUUCUACAACAUUAUAUAGGCCUAAUUGUUGAAUGUAUACUGUUUUGAGAAACAGAGUGAUUGUACUGUAGGUUAGUUCGCAAAGCUAAUAAUAUUGAAUAAUAAAUAAUAAAUGUUUGUGUUGGGAGUUCAUGCUCAGCUUGUGGACUAAAACAUAUAAAAAACAUCAGCUCCCAUCUGAAAUGAGCAUUCCAGCACGUAGCUGUGCGCUGUUGUCCACAAUACGUCCCUGUGUCUACACGUACUGUAUGUGUGCUGAUAGAGAUGGGUAAUUCCAGCCUUGUCUCUUUGUAUGAUGACCCAUGUCUAAAACUACUCUUGUUUGUCUUCAGCUGGCAAAGAAAUACAAUAUGGUAGUGAUAUCGCCCAUUUUGGAGCGAGAAGAGGUACACAACGUUCUGUGGAACACGGCAGUAGUGGUCUCUAACUCGGGCAGCGUGCUGGGUAAAACCAGGAAGAAUCACAUUCCCCGGGUGGGAGACUUCAACGAGGUCAGUACAGUAAUCAAUAUUUUUAUCAGCGAUCAAACAAUCAAUCAAACAAUUGUAUGUAUACAGCCCAAUUUGUCACAAAGUGACAAAACACCCAGUAUACAGUACUGUAUGUCUCACAGCUGGCACUGUUGAUCCUCUCCAUGAUGGUCUGUGCCUCUGUCCACAACCUAUGUAUCACCCAGGGAACACGUGCCUUCUUUCACAGAAUAUGGUUUUCCAGUGAGCUUCAAGGAAUUUAACAGUGAAACCACACAGGCACUAGUUAAAUUACAGGGAUCAGAGAGGGCUCUUGCAUGUGUGGAUAGCAUACCUCCUACCCUACUGCCAUAGUUGCCGUGCAGUACAUGCUGCACUUUCUAUGUCUGAAAGGUUAUGUACAUGUAAGUGUACAACAAGUCCUGAGCAGAUCACUGUGUACAUAUUAAUUGAAUAGUGUCCUAUUUGUUCAUCAAACAGUAAGUCCUCAUAUCCAGCUCCCACAAUAGUGUGUCUAGGAAGACAUGGGUGCUCGCUCAUUACUUGGUGAACACAACAGGUUCUCCAUAAUCAUGUCAUGUCAUCCAAUAAACCUAUUUACAGGUCAAUGGAUUCUGCAUGUUCAUGUUUUUUUGUCAUUUAGCAGACGCUCUUAUCCUGAGCGACUUACAGGAGCAAUUAGGGUUAAGUGCCUUGCUCAAGGACACAUCAACAGAUUUUUCACCUAGUCGGCUCGGGGAUUAGAACCAGCGACCUUUCGGUUACUGGCACAACGCUCUUAACCACUAAGCUACCUGCCGCCCCAUGUUCAUUGCUCAUGUUCAUUGUCCUACACUGACACCUACAGUAUCAACCAUUUCCACCAUUUCCUUAGGAAUACAUUAGAUCUGUAGAGGUUGUGACAAUUUAUUUGAACCUUCUUUAACUUUAGUCUUUUUUCUAUAUUUCCUUACACGUAACCCUGUUAAAAUGACCUUUUACAUCUUUUUAUGUAAGAUAUACUAUACUAGAUGCAGAUAUGCACAGACUUUUGCUUUGACUUUUUAUUCUUCCCUCCCUUACUCAGUCCACAUAUUACAUGGAGGGAGACACUGGCCACAGAGUGUUUCAGACCCAGUUUGGAAAGAUUGCUGUGAACAUCUGCUAUGGGCGCCAUCACCCUCUGAACUGGUUAAUGUAUAGUAUGAAUGGAGCAGAAAUCAUCUUCAACCCCUCUGCAACUGUUGGAGGACUCAGUGAGCCCAUGUGGUCAAUCGAGGCUAGGAAUGCAGCUAUAGCAAACCACUGCUUCACCUGUGGAAUCAACCGUGUUGGGACUGUAAGUACCACCAAAGACAGGUUUAUUUUGUUCCACAUCUUCCUCUAUUACAACCACGUAUUAUUGAGCCAAGUCCUAGGUGCAUUGUAACAUCUAUUCUAUGCUGCCCCCUACUGCCUCCAUAGUCCAAUUAUCUACAGUAUACUGGUAUUCCUUCUAUUGUGUAUAGUAGCCUCAUAUGCCACUGCUAGACUUCACAGCUGGUGUAAAUUACAUAAUGAAUGUGCCAUCAUGAUGCGGUUUUCUGACAAGGAUAUCUCUUGUUUUAUGUAGGAGCACUUUAACAAUGAGUUCACCUCUGGGGAUGGAAAAAAAGGUAUGAAUAUUUUAGUCUUUUUUUAGGACACUGUCCUCUCCUGCCUUAUCCUGUAUGUGACAAAAUAUAGUCAUAUGCAAAUCUCUAUUUCAACUCAACACUGCAUCUUUCUGUCAAGAAUUUGACAUGGAUCUAUGUAUGCAUGAGAUACUUCUGAAUAAGUCAACGCAUCGAUAACGGAUAUCCAGACAUGGGUCAAGUCUAUGCCAGCAUCAUUGACAGUGCAUAGACCCGUGUUUCAUAUACAGUGAUGUCCAAAACUAUUUGGACAGUGACACAUUUUCUGUUGUUUUGAGUCUGUACAAUAUGUGAAAAUGUUUCUAAAAAUGUUUCUGAAUACUUCUACAUUAAUGUGGAUGCUACCAUGAUUACGCGUAAUCCUGAAUGAAUCGUGAAUAGUGAUGAGUGAGAAAGUUACAGAGGCAUAAAUAGCAUACCCCCCAUAAAUGCUAACCUCCCCUGUUAUUGGUAAUAGUGAGAGGUUAGCCUCUGUAACUUUCUCACUCAUCAUUAUUUACGAUUCAUGCAUGAUUAUCCAUAAUCAUGGAAUCAUCCACAUGAAUGUAGAAAAGUUCAGAAACUUAUUAUAUUCUUAUUUACAAUAAAAGUGACGCCAAAAUGACACAAUACAUUAUUUACCAUUAAUUUCUAUUGGGCACAAAAUAAUCUGAAGAAUAAUCUGAAACACAACCCCCCUCUUUUGCCCUCAGAAGAGCCUCAAUUUGUCUGGGCAUGGACUGUACAAGGUGUCAAAAGCAUUCCACAGGGAUGCUGGCCCAUGUUGACUCCAGUGCUUUCUACAGUUGUGUCAAGUUGGCUGGAUGUCCUUUGGGUGGUGGACCAUUCUUGAUUCACACAGGAAACUGUUGUGUGUGAAAAACCCAGCAGCGCUGCAGUUCUCGACACAAACCGGUGCGACUGGCACCUACUACCAUACCCCGUUCAAAGGCACUUAAAUAUUUUGUCUUGCCCAUUCACUCUCUGAAUGGCACACAUACACAAUACAUGUCUCAAUUGUCUCAAGGCUUAGAAAUACUUAUUUAACAUGUCUCCUCCCCUUCAUCUACACUGAUUGAAGUUAAUUUAACAAAUGACAUCAAGACUGAUUCACCUGGUCAGUCUAUGUCUUGGAAAGAGACGGUUUUCUUAAUGUUUUAUAUACUCGGUGUAAGUGAAUUUUUCCAAAUACUUUUGGUUCCCUAAAAUGGGGGGACUAUGUACAAAAAGUGCUGUAAUUUCUAAACCGUUCACCCGAUAUGAAUGAAAAUACCCUCAAAUUAAAACUGACAGUUAACCUCAUAUUCAUUGUAUCAUCCAAAGCACUGGAGUACAGAGCCAAAACAACAAAUUUGUCACUGUCCAAAUACUUUUGGACCUCACUGUAUGAGCCACACCCCAGUGCAAAGUGUCUAUCUGCUGUUGACACUCUGCAUCCAGAACAGGCCCGGGGAAAGCAGCCAUAUCAACAAGUGUCAUGUUGCUGAAUGUUAUUUCCACACUCAUAUCCAAAGACUUCAAUACCCAUGUAUAAAGUUGCAGGUUGAACAUGCAGUCCUGCCCUACUCUUGUUACACGUAGCUGAAAUCUGACCAGGUAGACACAAGCCACCUGUCAUCCAGUUGGGAUUCCUCCGACUAGUUUUAUUGAAAAGCUGAUUGUCAACUAGUCCUGUCUUUGUUCCUUAUAGCUCACCAAGAUUUCGGGCACUUCUAUGGGUCAAGCUAUGUGGCUGCUCCGGAUGGCAGCCGCUCACCAGGCCUGUCCAGAACCCGUGACGGACUCCUUGUGACCGAAAUGGACCUUAACCUGACCCGGCAAGUCAGUGUCAAAUGGAGUUUUAAGGUGAACUACUGAGAUUUCACAAUAACCUUAUUUCACAACAGUGGCCAUAUUUUACAUGAUUUCAACUCAUGUUUUUGGCAGUAACAGCAGUUCAUCACGUCCUUCUUGGAAAUGCAUUUUUGCCUAACAGACAUCACUAUCUGGUCUACCUGUAUAGCUUUCAGUUAGGCGAUAACACAACCCUGGUCUAUUACAUUUGCAUUAAGUGGUUUGCACUGUAACUAUCUGCAGAUGACUGGGAGGUAUGGAGAGUAUGCAGAGGAGCUCACCAGGGCCACCAAGCAGGACUUCAAGCCCAACAUUAUCAAGGAGUAGAAGAUCCAUGUGUCCUGAAGGGACCCCUACACAGAGACGUGCUGCUCUGUAGACAGUAUCUCAAUGAGGACAUGAAGUCAGUGUUGAGGCAGACAUGACUAGUGCCAUCGAGAGUAUGAACGGACCAGUCAAGCUAGCCAUGAACUAAACCAAAUUAUCUGUUCAAAUUAUUUUAUUGAUUACAGUAAGUAAAUGGAAUUGUAUAUUUCAUAAAAAUAAAGUUUGCCAUUUUAACACAACGUGCUCAUAACAAAAAUACACAACCAGGAAUAAAUAAUUGUCUUCCCACCCAUUUAGUAGAUUGGGAAAAUAUCUUAUGUUAAAAUGAAAAUUAAAUAAAACAUAAUUAUGGCUGGUACAAAUACCAUAGUGCAAUAACAUCAUCCAUGAUACCAAAAUGUAAAAAUAAAUGUUGAAUGAGAAUUAAGUAAAGGUGUCAUUCUACGUAUUGAUAGCGGUUUUCAACAGAAAACAUCUUAUGAUCGAGUUCCUUUAAAACUUUACGGUAGUGUUAAGUCAUACCCUGAAGCAAAACCUACAAAGCAUCCAUCUACCCCGUACUGAGUAUUUCAGACGUUACAUUGUCUCCACUCUCCCUUACACUGUAAAGGGACCUUCCGAUGAAACAACAUUAACUGAUUAUCUGGUGCACACAACAAGAGCAAAGUCUGUUCAAAGCAGCUGGCUGAGGUUGAACAUGAUGUCCUGAUGGCUGACAUCUAAGCCUGCCAGGCAGAUUUGGUUCCAUAAACAGGCUAUUGGUCAAGUUGUAUUGCAUUAAGAAAAUGAGUUUGUGAAAUGGGUUUGCCAUUGUAAUACAACACAUCAGACUUCAUGGACAUUAAUUACCUGAGUCUUUCAAAAACAAUGUAUCCCUCUAUUCCCUGUUAUUAGAAAAUCCUAAAUAAUAAGUUACGUUUAACAGACAGACAAGCCACCAAAGGUCUCUUCACAAUCCCCAAGUCCAGAACAGACUAUGGUAGGCACACAGUACUACAUAGAGC